GUAGUGUUUAAUAAGUAAUUUCGUUUGACAAAUUUCUUUAUAGACAAUUUUGGUUUAUUAAAUAAAUAAACUGUAAUUGUACUUUUCUUAAAUAUCCGCCUCUGAACAGCUUAACUAAUGUCUUAAAUGAACAUUAAAUAUUUACCUCAUUUUAUUAUGGAAAACAUCGUUUGAAUAUCGUAGGAUAAUUAGUGCAUAGACCCCUUAUCUUCUGCAUAAAGAAAGUAUAUAGGAACUCGAUCACCAUUUGGUAAAUGUACAAGUUCCGUGUGAGAUAUAAGAUGGAUCGCAGCAAGCCCAUAAAAUAACAUUGGCAGUCCUGCAGUUAUAUAAAUACUUAUAAAAAAAAUACCUAGAAAUAAUAGAAAUUUGAAAUAAUUUUAUUUACCCAAAUUUAUUACUUUCAAAAAUCGGAAAAACUUAUCUUCCAUGGAAAGAUCUUGAAUUGCCCGUUUACUGCAGUGAUAUUUCAUAUAAGGGUAGCAUCCUGUACGGAGUAUAUGAUAAUUUGUUCCUGAAUCAAGAGUCCAAUUGAAGUGUGACCUACCACGUUGAUCGUUCUCAACAUCCCUGAACUAAAUUGAUACAAAUAGCCAACAUUUUAAAAAUGUGGCCCAGAUUGUGGGUUUCCGCCAGACGUUCUGCUGUUCAAUUAAAUAUUGAAAAUUCAUUAAAAGUCUCUUUGCGUGCCUCAUCUAGCCAGGCCAAGCAGGUGGAAAUUUCCGAUGCUAAACUAACCAAUUCGGUUUUACAAACAGAGAAAUUUCAUGAUAUUCGUAUAUAUAAUGAACCAAUUCCACAAUAUCUACCCGGGUCUAAUGAAAUUAAAGAUUUGCAGAAAGCACUCAAGCAUUAUGAGAAUAAUUGUGAAGAUAUACCGAUUGUUAUAAACGGUAAAGAGAUAAGAGAGGGACAAGAGACGUUCCAAGUUAUGCCACAUAACAAGAAUCACAAGCUUGCAAAAUAUUACUAUGCUGACAAUGCUACUAUAGAAGAAGCUAUACGUGUCUCGGUGCUGAAACAAAAGGAGUGGGAUAAAACCCCUCUUAAAAAACGAAUUGAAAUUUGGGAGCGAGCGGCUGAUCUUAUGGCCAAAAAGUAUCGUGCUGAUUUGUUAGCUACUACAAUGUUGGGGCAAUCAAAAACAGUUAUUCAGGCCGAAAUAGAUUCCGGUGCUGAAUUGAUCGAUUUUACCAGGAUGAAUGCCGGUUACUUGAAAAAUUUGGCCAUGGAACAACCUCUAAGCCCAGAGCCAGGAGUAACCAAAAACCAUUUACGUAUUCGUGGUUUAGAGGGAUUUGUUGCAGCAAUAACACCAUUUAAUUUCACCGCAAUCGGUGGUAAUUUAGCGUUUACACCUGCUUUGAUGGGCUGUAGUGUAUUAUGGAAGCCAUCAGACACAGCGAUGCUCUCCAACUGGACGGUGUUCAAAAUAAUGAGGGAAGCCGGUGUACCCGAUGGAGUAGUAAACUUUGUUCCUGCUAUUGGCAAAAAUUUCGGUGAUGCUAUCACGAAUUCACCCGACUUAGCUGGUAUCAAUUUUACUGGUUCCACAGCUACCUUCAAAACCCUCUGGAAACUGGUAGGCAAUAAAAUUGAUCAGUAUAAAAAUUAUCCACGUUUAAUAGGGGAAUGCGGAGGUAAGAAUUUCCACUUCAUUCACCCAUCAGCGAAUGUGGAGACCGCAGUUGCGCAAACUAUUCGCUCUGCUUUCGAAUAUAGCGGACAGAAGUGCUCCGCAUGUUCUCGAUUAUAUGUACCAGAAUCGCUUUGGGAGUCCCAAUUUAAAAGACCACUUGUUGAGAAGACUAAGAAUUUGAAAGUAGGUGAUGUUCGUGAAAUGGACAGUUUCUUCUCGGCGGUUAUUGAUGAAAACUCAUUUCAACGUAUUCUUGGGUUUAUUAAUGAAGCCAAAGAGGAUCCCGAAUGCACUAUAUUGACAGGUGGAAAUUUGUCCAAUUUGAAAGGCUUCUUCGUGGAACCAACUAUUAUACAGGUGAAAGAUCCUAAUAAGCGCGUAAUAACAGAUGAAAUAUUUGGACCAGUAUUAUCAGUGUAUGUUUACAAGGACAGCGAUUUGGAUAAGACCUUGGAUUUGGUUAGAAAUACAACAAAGUAUGCGUUAACUGGCAGCGUUUUUGCCACACAAGAGCUAUUUUUAAAACAAGCUUUAAAUGAAUUUAAAGAUGCAGCAGGCAAUUUUUACAUUAAUGAUAAAUCCACUGGUGCUGUCGUUGGGCAACAGCCCUUCGGUGGGGCGCGUCAGUCCGGUACUAACGAUAAAGCAGGAUGCCCAUUUUAUCUGAUGCGUUUCGCUUCAUUGCAAGCUGUAAAAGAGACAUUCGUACCACUACCAGAUAUAUACUACCCUUAUAUGAACAAAACGACUAAUUAAAUAGCUGAUAAUAUUUCUUAUUAAAUGAAACUAAGCGAAUCUCGAAUGGCAGUUAAAAACUAACAAUAUAUAAAUAUUUUGUGGUUAUAAAUUAUAUAUUUUAUGCCAUGAAUACUGGAAUAUUUCAAAUAUAAUGAAUGUAUUAAGCAAUUAUAAAUUACAAUUUACUCAAUGCGUAUUUUAAUCUCUUUAACGGACAAUUAACGUACAUACAUAAAUAUAUGCUUAGCUAAUUACUUCAGUGAGUUGAAUGUAUCAAUGCCAUCUCACAUGGCACAUGUUCACUAGUAGCCAAGCCCUCUAUUUGUUAUCAAUAUUUUUUAUAUUCUACUGCAUUGGUGGGACUUUAUUACAUACCCAUACUUGUGUACAAUAAAAUCAACACAGACCUGCGAUAAUCAUU
Bactrocera oleae (olive fruit fly) is the source of this 2798-nucleotide messenger RNA. The record is from RefSeq and is a predicted model, not a curated record. Lineage: Eukaryota; Metazoa; Arthropoda; Insecta; Diptera; Tephritidae.